AUGGUCGAUCAAGAAAUGAGGAGUGGAUGCUCGCCGGCUAGGGAGCCUGGGGACGGUGCAGACUCGCUUAUGAAAGACGAGAGAGUCCGGCUUAGAAUAGACAUGAAGACGGCACUAUCUUACUGUGUCGCUGGUGUGGUGAGCGUGGCAUUUUUCUUGUGCAUGGACGACUACCGCUGGGUGUGGUAUUAUAUGGUGAUACCAGCCAUUGUGCUCAACCUUCUUAUCAUCCUUUUGCUCGUUGUGUCCUAUUUCUCCCUCGAUGCUGGGCAAGAAUUGUCUAAAAUAAUCUUCAUGCUUUUGUGGCUACCAAUAUCCUUCGUCCUCGGCUUUUCAGCGAAUCCUGCUGAAUCUGGCCGAACGCUGGGAUACUUCCAUUCUUCGUCGCCCCUUGAGGAAGAAGACAUUGCAUCGACUCACGAUUCUCCGGUAAACCAGCGUCUGAAACAAGUGAUGUUCUUUUUGUUGGUAGCAGAUAUCCGCCGCGUUUCAUAUCCGCCACAAUCUUCUCUGCGCAUGGCUUGGCUGACGUCAUUCGUGGGAUACAACUUGGUGGUAGAUGCCGCAAAAAUGAUUCAUGAAACUACAGAGGCAUUCCUACAGAGCUCGCCAUUGUCAAACAAGAAGACGCAGUUUCAGAUAACGGAGGGGAUUUUAGUGUGUUUGGUUAUGAUCGUAGAUUAUCUGUUGUGCGGAACCGUGACAGACACAUUCUUGCGGGCGAUGCACAUGGUCAUUACAUCAGAGAUGCUAAAAGUCACCGUAUUUCACACGCUAGACGCACUGUCCUUUGAUAUCCUUGAGGGAAUGGAGAAGGAUGCUUCGGGCAUUGUGUGCGCAGCACUGGAGACUAGCGUAAGUUUGGCGUUGAUAAUAUGGUACCUCACCCUGGGCCGCCCUUCCUCCCCUUGGACAAUGUUAGUCAUCGCUCUGGUGAUAUACAGCAACAUGUAUUUGGCUAUACACAAAGCAUACGCCACUGCGUGGCAGAAUAUUUGUCGAGAAACAGAAAAGCUUUCGGUUUUUCGACGAGCCACAUUCCGGGAGACAAUGGCCUACAAGGACAUUUGCGCUGUUUGCUUGGGAAGUAUGAGAAAUGCCCGGAUCACACCGUGUAGUCACAUGUUUCACGGGAAGUGUCUCCGCAGCAGUCUGCGCGAGAGAAAAAGAUGUCCUAUGUGCAACAAGAACUUUGACAAUAUUUUAAAGGGUGACUUGAAAGAUGCUGCAUAA
Molecule: messenger RNA, 1233 nt
Organism: Lingula anatina
Lineage: Eukaryota; Metazoa; Brachiopoda; Lingulata; Lingulida; Lingulidae
Biological process (GO): proteasome-mediated ubiquitin-dependent protein catabolic process
Cellular component (GO): endomembrane system
Molecular function (GO): ubiquitin protein ligase activity
Source: RefSeq, a predicted model, not a curated record